Messenger RNA from Equus quagga, 1947 nucleotides. It is a transcript of the gene TMED4, whose product is annotated as transmembrane p24 trafficking protein 4. The coding region runs from base 16 to 1044 and encodes 342 amino acids. The record is from RefSeq and is a predicted model, not a curated record. Lineage: Eukaryota; Metazoa; Chordata; Mammalia; Perissodactyla; Equidae. Gene Ontology annotation, cellular component: endoplasmic reticulum; COPII-coated ER to Golgi transport vesicle; endoplasmic reticulum-Golgi intermediate compartment. Gene Ontology annotation, biological process: Golgi organization; intracellular protein transport; positive regulation of canonical NF-kappaB signal transduction. The transcript has 5 exons.
CCGGGCGCGAGGGGAAUGAGGCGAAGCUACGCAGGGCGAGGGUAUCUGUCUGUGCGUGCGUACUCCCCGAGCGCCCGCGCUGCGCCCCCUGAGAGCUGGGCGCAGGCAAGCGCAUGCGACCUAGGUGAAAGGCGCCCGUUGGCAAGCGUCGGGCCCGACUACGCAUCCGGGAAGCUGGACGAGGACUCCACCAAUCUGGGCGUGUGGCGCAUGCGCACUCUCCGCUCGGCUGUACUGCGUGGCCAAGAAGACCGACGCAGGGCGGACGUCACCGCGCACGCGCGCUCUGCGCCAGGCCGUACUGCGUCACCUGGGAGCGAGGCGCCUGCGCGCGCAUGCGCGCCGGGCGAAGGGCGUGAGAUGGCGGGUGUCGGGGCCCGAGGACGGUUGGUGAUGGGUUGGCCGGUGCUGCUGCUGCUCGCGUUGUGCGCGGCGGGCGCCCGGGGCCUCUAUUUCCAUAUCGGCGAGACCGAGAAGCGCUGCUUCAUCGAGGAAAUCCCCGACGAGACCAUGGUCAUCGGGAACUACCGCACCCAGAUGUGGGAUAAGCAGAAGGAGGUCUUCCUGCCCUCGACCCCCGGCCUGGGCAUGCACGUGGAGGUGAAGGACCCUGAAGGCAAGGUGGUGCUCUCCCGACAGUACGGCUCAGAGGGACGCUUCACCUUUACUUCCCACACUCCUGGUGAACAUCAGAUUUGCCUGCACUCCAACUCUACCAGGAUGGCUCUCUUCGCUGGUGGCAGGCUGCGUGUGCACCUAGACAUCCAGGUUGGGGAGCAUGCCAACAACUACCCUGAGAUCGCUGCCAAGGAUAAACUGACAGAGCUGCAGCUCCGAGCCCGCCAGUUGCUUGAUCAGGUGGAACAGAUCCAGAAAGAACAGGAUUACCAAAGGUAUCGUGAAGAACGCUUCCGUCUGACCAGUGAGAGCACCAACCAGAGAGUCCUGUGGUGGUCCAUUGCUCAGACUGUCAUCCUCAUCCUCACUGGCAUCUGGCAGAUGCGUCACCUCAAGAGCUUCUUUGAAGCCAAGAAGCUGGUGUAGUGUCCUCUCCGAAUGACCCUUCCCUCUCCAACUAUUUGGUACUUUCCCCACCCAAUAAUACCUUAUCCACCUGGAUUUUGAGGGAAAAAAAUGAAAAAAGAACAUAAGCCACACUGGUUCCAUGGCGGCAAAGCAUUCAGAUCAGCCACUUGUUAACACUGGUUCUCAAGGACACAAGACAUUGGUCCAAACUUUCAAAGAUCUGUUUUGAGAUGUGGGCGGAGUUGGAACUGACCCAGGACUCAGUCUUCUUUCACCUCCAGGGAUUCCCCUCUAUCCUGUCACAAAACGAGCAAAUGAAAAAUCUCUCCGACUCCUUUAACUUCCCCCUCUGUCUGCUUACACAGUAGGCGACUGAAAUGCCCCACCCAGGAGGCCCCGCCUCAUUGCUCUCCGCAUCAGUCCUGGGUUCACUCAGUGGCUUUGUGAAUGUAAAUAAGGGGCAGGUCUUGGCCCCAGAGAAUUGAAAUGUUUUUUCUAUGUAUUAGAACUAUUUUUUGAUAAAUUAUAUAUUUUCCUUCCUAGUUGAAGUGUUCCUGCCUGUGUGUGACUAGAUGAAAACAUCAGGGCGGUCCCCUCUGCAUUCUGUUUAGACACACAUUUUUGAUAACUACCAUGGCAACUCUCAGGAUGUCAGCGGUGUGUGGGCCAGAUAGCAGACGUCACUGCUGCUCUCAGGGCCUUAUCAGAGGGCCAAGCAGAGAAUUCUGAGACACCUGUGACUUCCGUGACACAGGACCUCAGAGUCCAAGCAAGGUAGUGGCAGAGCUGGCACGGGCAGGGCACUCUUACUCUCCCUCUCCCCUUUACCUUUAUUUAAGCUGUUGUAAAUGUUUUCCUCAUGGGAACCAGAUUUGGUUCUUUAUACAGGUUUUUCCAGUGAAAUAAAAGGUGUUGUAGUAA